Plenodomus lingam JN3 is the source of this 408-nucleotide messenger RNA. The record is from RefSeq and is a predicted model, not a curated record. Lineage: Eukaryota; Fungi; Ascomycota; Dothideomycetes; Pleosporales; Leptosphaeriaceae.
AUGUCUACCUACCAACCUCCUAUAGCAUGUGCCUUCACUUUGAGCCUUGGGGAAUAUCAAUAUGCCCAGAGUCAUCUAGGCUGUCGACGUGAACCAAUCGAAGUUUCGAGUCGCCUUAUCUGCUCCCAACUGGAGUUGGGGCCGACGAUUGGCUCUCGGCGCAUUCAGAAUACAAAGAGGCCGGCUGGAGGAAUGGGCAUCAAAAAUGCACAUGUCUGGCAGGCAAAGGACGACGGUUGGGAUCAAUCCGGGCGAAAUGGAGCAUUCUUGAUACCGGUAGACCCGCGUGAUCGCCGAUAUACCGGUACCCAAAGUAGAUCAGGCAGAAGGACGGGCGAUCUACAUCCUGGAGCCUAUGCUUUCCCUCGAGCGACGGGUAUCUUGCACGACAGUCUGGGAGACCGAUAG